This is a messenger RNA of Amborella trichopoda, 1331 nucleotides long. RefSeq names its product phosphatidylinositol-glycan biosynthesis class X-like protein. NCBI's taxonomy places the organism in Eukaryota, Viridiplantae, Streptophyta, Magnoliopsida, Amborellales, Amborellaceae. Gene Ontology annotation, biological process: GPI anchor biosynthetic process. Gene Ontology annotation, cellular component: endoplasmic reticulum membrane. The record is from RefSeq and is a predicted model, not a curated record.
CCUGGAUCCAAAAAUUCCUCUCAAAGAGCGAUAUUGAUCGAGGGAGUUUUUGUACAGUAUAGCGUCUCACAGGAGCAUGCUAUUCGCCCACCUCUCGAACGUAUUUGCUGAGCACCCCACCCUCCCUCCUUCGCUCUAGAAUUGCGUUUUCAUGGUGAAAACCUAUUUUCUCCCUUUCUACUCCGGUGCCGAGAUCUUGCAUUAAAAAUGGCAGAGAAGAGAUGGAAGUAGCAGAGACGCAAGAAUGGUGGAACAAGGUGCGGCGUAUGGUCUCUCUCUCUGGGAUCGAGCUUUAUGUGUAUUGACACUCAGUUUCUAGUAAUGGGUUGAUAAGCCAUCACCUGGGCUUUUAGGUUUUGCAAUGGCAAGUCAUCAUCGGAUUCAUAUAAGUUGUUCUUCAUUGCGUGGCUUUAUUUCCUUUCUAAUAUCAGCUAGUUUGGUUAUUUGUGUUGCUGUACCAUCUUAUGCUACUGAGGUCAAUGGGACUUAUGCAACAACAUAUUUUCAUGAAUCCAGUACUUCAACUUUAGUUUGUUGUCUUCCAAGCUCCGAGAAGCUUCUCAUUGAUUAUGCUAUGAGGAAACAUGGUUUUCCAUUAGAUUCAGUUAUUUAUGGAUCCACUAUAGUGCCAAACAUAGGUUCCCAAGAGCCUUGUAAACAGAUGGAGCUCAAUCUUGGUUCAAUCCUAAGUCUGAGAACUCUACGGAGGCAACUGAUUGGGCAAGGUUCUCAUCGCCAAUUAGCUUCUUCCAUUGUGUUUGACAUUCAAGCAAAUGGGCCCGACCAGCUCCGAGUACAUUCUUGUGAACUAGUUUUAAUCCAAAGGCUGCAGAGUGGAGUGUUUGCAGACCCCUUUGAGCUACAACACCUGGUUCGACGUGGUGUUUUUGUUGAUGUUGGUGUUUUUGGAGAUACGAAUCUAGAGUUACCUUCAGCUCAUUCAGGUCAGUCGGUUAUUGAGGUUCAUGUAAGUAUCGAUUGGGAUAGCAUCUUAGCAAGACAAAAGAGAGAACUGGAAAUCGCUGUUGAGCUGCCCCUACAUGCACGCUACCCUCCUAUUGGUGAAGAUAGUCAUGCUACAGUUGAAAUUGUGUUGUCAGAUUCCAUUAUUUGUUGUAAAAGGGGAAGUAUUGACGAUAAGGAGUGUUCAUGGUUUGGUGGUGCAGAAGCCACAACUUCAGAUGUAGUUCAGUGGCGAGUACCGUGUGGAAAUGAGGUACAUUCGGUCUAUGUAUCCACUAUAACAGCAUUGUCAGCUUCGCUUUCUGCUUUGGUAAUUGUUUAUGCUUCUUUGUAUGCAUCAAAGUCCAAAUAAAAGCUCAAUAUGAUCA